AUGGCCAAGCCGGUGGUGACGGAGGACAUGCUUUUCACCCAGGAGAUGGAGUCAAAUGCGUGGACCGCAGAGGAGGAGGGGUACUAUGGGGCAGAAGUUCCCGACAUGGGACUGCUUGACGUCGGCUUCGACAUGGCACCCACCAACUUCGCCAUGCCGGCCAAGGGAGCCCUUGCGGCCACCGGCGGGACCUCUCCUGUUGAGGCCGCCACGGUGCCUCGGCGACCGCGAACAGUCAGGAACAACCGCGACCGCCAUUGCAACCCAGUGCGGGUGCUGAAAGGGGCGUGGACGACGGAAGAAGAUCAAAUCCUCAGGGAGAUGAUGAACAUGUACGGAGAAGGGAAGUGGGCCGCGAUUGUGAAACACCUCCCGGGCCGGAUCGGGAAGCAGUGCCGCGCGAGGUGGAUGAACCACCUGCGCCCCGAACUCAAGAAGGAUGCUCCUUGGACCGAGGAGGACGACAAGGCACUUAUCCAGGAGCACAUGACGCUCGGGAACCGUUGGUCAGAGAUCGCGAGGCACCUCCCGGGCCGGUCGGAGAACUCCGUGAAGAACCACUGGAACGCGGUCAGGCGGAGCCUAGGGGCGACGCGCCAGUUCAAGAAGAAGAAGAGCGAGCAGCCUCCCCCAGGCGAAUUCACCGUCCUGGAGCAAUACAUCCGCAGCAAGUACCCCCCGUCCAUCGAGCCCACCUCGCCACCACCAUCGGGGCCUGCUUCGCCGUCGUCCGGCGGUCCGGGCAGCCCAAAUGCUGCUGCCCCGCUGGCCCUGGCGGGCUCCAGCCAAACUGGGAUGGACAUGAACUUCGAAUAUUCGGCCGGAUCAUCCAAUGGAGGGAUGACGAACCUGAACGCGCCUUUGCUGCUGCCGGGCCUCAACACAUACAACUCCUUCCCCAACAUCAGCAACUUGCAGUAUGAAAUGCAAGUGCCGGCGCUCCCGGUGAUGGUGGGUACUACUGAUCAGGAGCACCUUCAGGCCGCCCCUGCCUAUAUGAACCAGCUGCUCAAUGUGCCCCCAAUGGGUACUGCUCAUCAUCAGGGGAACCUCCCGAACCUUGUAAAGUUCGAGGGCCAACCCACCUACUACAGCGAGGCAGCCAUGGGCCCGAGCUGCACCGGCGAGCUGGAUGACGUCGUCCAGAUGGCCUCCAGGGAAUUCGCGACGCCGUCCGAAGACAAGGUUACCUUCGAUCCGAGCAAGUUCUGAGCGCAUUCUUCAUCAGUUCGUCGGUUAAUUUAGAUGCUGUUGUGUACUGUUCGAACAAGAAACCAUCUGUCGUCUGUCUGUCUGUCUGUGUGAACCGUAUGUCUGUAUGUUGUACUUCUUCUCCUGGAACUCAUUGUAGAAGUACCUUUGCCGGUUCAUUUGUUCCAUUUGUUGUACUAGAAACCUUUGUUGGAUUUAUCUUUUGUUUUCGGAAAUAUAUCAGCCUGCUGUACGUAUUGAGCUUUGUCAGCCCGGGCAUGGAGGCCACGCGGCUUUGGUGACGUGGCAGGGCGGCCCCUGCUCGCGGACAAGGCUGUACAAAACUGGUUGUGUUGUGUCUGGUGUGGUCAGGGUUUUCUUCUUCUCCUUAUAUAUAACAAGGAGAGCAAUCUCAGAUGGGGCUAAGAUCAACGGUUCACAAGCACUGAGCUUGUGACUGUUUUUGCUGGGCUGAAAGUUCACCUCUAUGUGAAGGGAUGGCCCAACACCCUGCGGCGGUCUCGUCGUAGCCAUGUUGGUCAGCGUAGGAGAGUUCAUAUCUAGUUGGACUUGGACCGCUAAUUCAUCUAUUCGGUCUUAAUUAAAGAUGUGAAGGAGUGUUCUCGUAAAAGAGUACGUGCAAGAAACAAAUGUGUAUGAACAUCAAGAACUGGUUAAAUCUGUUAGUCCAUGUCUAUAGUGGAGAGAUUCGGUCAUGCUUCCUGACUUCAAAUUUCUCAAGUCUGUUAGCUGAAGAAAAAGUACAUGUACAGCUUCGGUAAUGAAAUAGUAACAGGGUUUGGGGGUUUCGGCUCUGCGCUUUCUUAUCUGUUUUUGUGGGCACGAAAAGCAGGGGGUAGUAAUCAAUGAUCAUCAGAUUUUUUUUUGAAGGUAAUGAUCAUCAGAUUUUAGUUGUUUUAACUUUGAAAAUAAACUUUGUACUGGCACUCUUCAAGUUCAAGGCCUAUUCAACGGACCUCUUGUGUACUCCCAUGAUCGUCAGAUUAGUGGUCUGCAGUCUGCACUCUUGGACUUGCAAGUCCCAACAACUCUCGGUUCGAAGAGCACGUCCAAUUCCUUUGCUUGGUUAAUGUUCUUUGCUAGGUGUCCAAG
This is a messenger RNA of Brachypodium distachyon (stiff brome), 2304 nucleotides long. Its product is annotated as myb-like protein Q. Lineage: Eukaryota; Viridiplantae; Streptophyta; Magnoliopsida; Poales; Poaceae. The transcript is spliced from 4 exons. Bases 1 to 1212 code for a protein of 403 amino acids. Gene Ontology annotation, biological process: regulation of DNA-templated transcription. Gene Ontology annotation, molecular function: DNA-binding transcription factor activity, RNA polymerase II-specific; RNA polymerase II cis-regulatory region sequence-specific DNA binding. The record is from RefSeq and is a predicted model, not a curated record. Gene Ontology annotation, cellular component: nucleus.